Molecule: messenger RNA, 4136 nt
Organism: Ochlerotatus camptorhynchus
Lineage: Eukaryota; Metazoa; Arthropoda; Insecta; Diptera; Culicidae
Gene: Lcch3
Product: Ligand-gated chloride channel homolog 3
Exons: 9
Coding region: 1058-2707 (549 amino acids)
Biological process (GO): nervous system process; signal transduction; chloride transmembrane transport
Cellular component (GO): synapse; GABA-A receptor complex; plasma membrane
Molecular function (GO): chloride channel activity; GABA-A receptor activity; extracellular ligand-gated monoatomic ion channel activity
Source: RefSeq, a predicted model, not a curated record
CGAGGUGCAUCAAUCGUCGUCGUCAAGGUGGUCAGGAUUUUCGGUGGGUGCGGAACCACCGGUGGUGGUAAUCGGGUGUGUGUGUGAGCUCGAGAUUCGAAGGACCGCUAAUAAGAUGAUGGUGAGGCUGCUGCUGCUGCUGGUGUGAUGUGCCGCAAUUGCAAGAGCUGACAAGUUGUUCGAAGAAGAAUUGCCCCCCGUUUGGAAGGGGAGGGAACCGGACUGGAAUGUGGAACAGAUUCUUGAGUCGCACAGUUUCCGCGCGUGAUUUGCCCAUUCCUCUCAGGGUGUGUUUGUGUGUAUGUAUGUACAUAGUUGCAUAGUGAUGUAUAAAAACAUGAGUGAAAAUACGGUGGAGAUGGAUGAUAGUUUUCCUCCAAAUAUGUUAAGCGCUCGAUGAACGACGGUGACGACGGUGGAAGGAUUUUAUGAAUCGAGUGCCGCUGCAGCAGCGAGCUGUACUCAUGGUGAGACAUUGUUCAUCGAUCAAUCAGGAACACAGCCAGGAACGGAGUUAAUUUUAGCGCCAGCCGUUAUCGAGAAAUGCAUCGCACUAGGCGGGGAGUCACGUCCCGCAACGACGGAGAAAAAUAUUUGCGAAAAGCUUCAGUGGAUCAGUGCUCUAAAUAUAGCCCCUCAGUGUUGUGAACCGGAAGAAUGUCCGAAAAGUGGAAAAACCAACAAUAAUUAAACUGACUGACCGACACAAACUUGGAGCUUUUUUUUAGUGACACCCCGAUUGAUUCGGGCGUUUGAUUGAAAAAUUAAAAUUUCAUUCGCUCGAAGAAUCCCCAUGGCAACAACUCAUGCAACGACGGUGGCGGGUUGGUGCGGUCACAGCCGGCUGUGAUCUCACCACCAAUAGUGUGAUGUUGUGCGGUGCUGGUGGUAACCAAUGGCAACGGGAUGAAAACUGGUGGCUUCGAUAGCUGUUACUGUUGUGAUUGUUGUUGCUGCUGCAGUAGUGGAAGAUUGCACGUGAUGGAAGAGGCCUUGAAUCGCCGGAGACGACGAUCACGAUCACGAUCACGACGACUCGUGUCGACAGCGGUGCCACAUGGAGGAUCAACGUUAUAGUGCACGGGUCACGGGCAGGGGGUACCUCAAAGGACACACAAAUCAGUGCCGGAAGGGGCGUGGGUGCAAAGUGAAAAUGUGGCUGCUGAUAGGAUUCGUGCUACUACACGCAGUACACUUGGGAUUAGCUGUGAAAGGCGGGCACUCGAGAUCGAUGGCAGCCGGACGACUGGAGAACGUCACCCAAACUAUUUCUAGGAUAUUGGAAGGUUACGACAUUCGGUUGCGGCCAAACUUUGGCGGCGACCCACUGCACGUAGGAAUGGAUCUAACGAUAGCUAGUUUCGAUGCAAUUUCAGAAGUAAACAUGGACUACACGAUAACAAUGUACCUAAAUCAGUACUGGAAGGACGAGCGAUUAGCGUUCAAUGCCUACUCGAUAUGGGGUCCGGAUGUGGGCGGAGCAACGGGUACCGGUGGUGGAGGGACGGCCAUCGGCAGCCGCCAGUACGACCAGAACGGCGACAUGAUGAUUGAGGACGACGGAGCAAACGACGUGAUUACGCUGUCGGGGGACUUUGCGGAGAAGAUCUGGGUCCCGGAUACGUUCUUCGCCAACGAUAAGAACAGCUUCCUGCACGACGUCACCGAGCGGAACAAGCUGGUGCGACUGGCCGGCGACGGGUCCGUUACCUACGGGAUGCGCUUCACGACGACGCUCGCCUGCAUGAUGGAUCUGCACUACUACCCGCUGGAUUCGCAGAACUGCACCGUGGAGAUUGAGAGCUACGGCUAUACCGUGUCGGACGUGCUCAUGUACUGGCGGUCGACCCCGAUCCGGGGCGUGGAGGAAGCAGAACUGCCACAGUUCACCAUAAUAGGUUACGAAACUAAUGAUAGAAAAGAAAGACUGGCGACCGGCGAGUACCAGCGGUUGUCGUUGUCGUUCAAACUGCAGCGCAACAUUGGCUACUUCGUGUUCCAGACCUACCUGCCCAGCAUUCUGAUUGUGAUGCUGUCGUGGGUGUCGUUCUGGAUCAACCACGAAGCCACGUCGGCCAGGGUGGCACUCGGGAUUACGACCGUGCUCACCAUGACCACCAUCAGCACCGGGGUGCGGAGUUCGCUGCCCAGGAUCAGCUACGUCAAGGCCAUCGACAUCUACCUGGUGAUGUGCUUUGUGUUUGUGUUCGCGGCCCUGCUCGAGUAUGCCGCCGUCAACUACACCUACUGGGGGGCGCGGGCCAAGAAGAAAAGUAAAAAGAACAAGGAAGCGGAGAAGAAGGUUUCAAAAAAGCAGGAGAACAGCGGGGGCUGUUCGUCCGAGGACAUCAUCGAGCUGCAGGACGUCCGGAUGAGUCCGAUCGCAUCGCUCAGGAACCGUCACUACGCGAACACGACUUCGUCGACCGGGGCUGACGCCGUAGAUCUUGCCAAAUUUCCUCCUAGCUUUCGAAUUUCUCGCCCCUACGGGUCCAGUACCCGGUCCAGCGGGUUAAGGUAUCGAGGUAACCGAGGUCACAACCGCCCGAAGAUGCUGCACGCAAUCAAGCGAGGUGCCUCGGUCAUCAAGGCGUCCAUUCCGAAGAUCAAGGACGUCAACGUGAUCGACAAGUACUCGCGGGUGAUCUUCCCUGUCAGCUUCGCGGCGUUCAACGCUGGCUACUGGAUCUUCUACGUUCUGGAGUGACCUACCGCGAACUAACCGGAUCCGUAAGUCACUGCCAACCCGAAGCAGCGGCGACAGAAGCGAGGAUUUAUUGUAGUAGCCGAAGCGGUAAUAGCAGCAUCAAUGCAGUACUAGAGUACUCGAGUGCAGUAGGCUCCAUCGUAGCAAGCCAGCAGUUGUUCCCUAGCACCGGAUGGCGACUAGCAAGUAACAAGCACAUUCAAGCCAUAAAAAAAAUCCUUCCGCUGCCGAGUUUAGGAGUGAAUUCACAAUAUUGCACCAGAGUUUGACAUCCGGUUAGUUCAGAAUACCUUCCAGAAAAAAAACAUAAAAAACAAAAAAAAAAACGCAUAAAACUAGAGUCGAUUGACAUUCAGAGGAGAAAAUUAAAAAAAAAAACACAAACAAAAAUUCCUACGCAAAAAAAUCCGAUUACGACGCGACGCCAGGUAGGAAAUCGAAUUGUAUAGUGUAAUAAGGAAAAUUCAUAAAACAAGAAAAAAAUGUAUCCGUCAUAAUGAGUGGUAGUUGCGUUUUAGAAUCAUUUAGAUUGCAUAAGAAAGAUAGACUAGUAGGCAAAACAAAACAAAACAAACAAAAAAUUUAACACAAAUCGAAGCGAGGAAGGAAGAAACAUACGAAAGUAAUAACCAUGAGACUCAAACUCACAGACAUUCUAGAUUUAGUGUUUUAGAACAUGUGUAAGAAUAACAGAACAAACCAACAGAAAAUAAAGGGACAUGGAAGUGGAGAUUGUAAACUAAGCAAAUCAACAAACGCAGUCGUUGAGCACAAGUAGGGGGCGUCAAAAUGGAGAAUUUUCCUAUCAACAAAGCGCUAAACUAUAGGGAACCAACCGCGGAAUGUUAGUUAUUUGAAUUUUUAUGAGCAGUUGAAGGAAGAAGUUGGAGGAGAAUUCCAGGCAACUGCCAAAUGUGAAAUGUGAUGAAUACAAAGGAAGCUCGAGUUAACGGUCAUUAGUGAGAGAGAAGGAAAGAGAGAAGCUUUAAGCAUAAAUAGGUCGAAUCGAAGAAACGGGGGAACGAUGGCAGGUGAUUUGCGGGGAGUAUCAUAGAGGGGUAUUGCAGUGGUGAUGAAGGCGGAACGGUGUGACGAAUUGAGUUCUUGAUAACGUCAGGUAGUUUAUCCAUUUGCCGUUACAAAGGAAGUUCACCGCGAUUUUUAAAUUUUAGUUAAAUCAGAUCUAUUAUGGUGGUCACUCAUGGUUACUCUAAACCGAUUUUUUCAAAUAAAAAUAAUUGGGCGCAGGAUUUUGAUCUACGAUCAAAGCUGAGCACCAAAAUGCAUAAGAUGAGUUUUGGAAAAUUCUGCUCUCAUACAGAUUAGAUAUGUGCUCUAAAUUGUUCAAGGAACAUGUUUCAAGAUAUUAAAGAGAAAUCAGAGAACUUUGGGGCAGUUCCAAGACCGUAAAAAAAAAAAAAAUGCGGAA